Molecule: messenger RNA, 3021 nt
Organism: Closterium sp. Naga37s-1
Lineage: Eukaryota; Viridiplantae; Streptophyta; Zygnematophyceae; Desmidiales; Closteriaceae
Source: the annotation of a GenBank genome assembly
AUGGCGGCCAUUGCGUCGUCCUCCGCCGUGCGCGUUGCUGCCUUCUCCCUGAAGGCCAACAGCCAGAAGAAGCUCAAUGGCAGCAGCUUCGUCGCUGGCGCUCCCCUCCGGGUGUCGUCCUCCGCCAUCUCCUCCCGCUUGACAAUGGCGGCGGAGGCUCCCGAGGGCUUCUCUCCUCCCGAGCUGAAGUCUGACACUCCCUCCCCGAUCUUCGGUGGAAGCACCGGUGGCCUUCUCCGUAAGGCUCAGGUCGAGGAGUUCUAUGUCAUCACCUGGGAGUCUAAGAAGGAGCAGAUCUUCGAGAUGCCCACCGGUGGUGCCGCCAUCAUGAGGUCCGGCCCUAACUUGCUGAAGCUCGCAAGGAAGGAGCAGUGCCUCGCUCUCGGUACACAGCUCCGCACCAAGUUCAAGAUCAACUACCAAUUCUACCGAGUGUUCCCCAGCGGUGAGGUCCAGUACCUUCACCCCAAGGAUGGUGUGUACCCCGAGAAGGUGAAUGCUGGCCGUGCCAACGCGAACGUGAACCUCCGCUCUAUUGGCAAGAACGUGGACCCCGCAGCUGUGAAGUUCAGUGGCAAGCGCGCCAUUGAUCUUCUGUACCGCAUCCCUUCCCUCCAUCCCCCCACUUCAUCUCCUCCCCAUCCCCUCUCCCUCCCCUUUCCGUCCCUUCCCCGCGCCUGCCCCUAUUCCCCGCGCUCUCUCCCUGCGCCGACCUUUCCUUCCCCCGAUUCCUCCGCGCAGCCGUCGUGCGCGGCUGAAUUCGAGCCAGACGAAGGCCCGCAGCCGCAGCUGCUGCUGAUUAAGAUCUCCGGAACUGGCUUGGGUUUGCUCCGCCAAGCGCCGUUCCUGCAGCUAUCCACCCCCGCGGCGCAACGCGAGGGGAUAGGCGUAACAGGUGGCGCGCGGAAGGGCGCGGGGGAAGGGGGCGGUGGCGGAAGGGAUUCAUGGGUUGCGGGGGGGGAACAAGCGGGGGGCGGCGGGGAGGAAGCGGUUGCCGGGGGAAGUGUGGCAGCAGAAUUCGGUGGGGGAAAAGAGACGGGGAAAAACGAGGGGCAGUGUGGGGUCGGGGGAGGGGAGGAGAAGUUGGAGGGGUGCGGGGAAGCGGGGAAAGCGGCAGGCAUGGGGGGAAUGGUAAGAGAGAGCAAUUCGUGCAGCAGUAGCAGCAGCAGCUGCCACGUGGCGGGAUACGCGGAGGGAAUUCUUAACCUUCAGGAGCAGCAGGAGCUAGGGCUGCGCGGUCCCUCUGUUCCCGCGCAGCAGGGUUCCGCCGCCAUCCGCGCGGAUAGCGGAAUUUACUUCCCCCAGGGGGGGUCUACUUCCCCCUCUGGUGGCGCUGACUUUCCCCUCGAAGGAAGUGCGGAGAGCUCUGCAGGAGGGUUGGGGGGGGUGGGGGAGUUGGCGGGGAUGGGGGGAACGGAACCGGGGGGAGGGGGGGGUGGCGAGCCGUUAGCAGGGGCGGGAGGGGGCGCAGCAGCGGCGGGGGGGGGUGCGGGGGGUGGAGCGGGCGGGUGGCAGGGGCGCGGGUGGGCUCGCGUGGGGCAUGCGCUGAACGAGGGGCUGCUGCGCGCGACGCAGAGGCGGCUGCGCGUGGACGUGCAGCUGCUGUGGCGCUUCCUGCAGAUCCUGUGCCUGCAACUGAGGGAGGGCUUGAGGGGAGCUGCAUCCACCCCCAUUGCCACUGUCACCUCGGGACGCAACCGCUCAGAGCGCCUGGCACACCUCUUUCCUGAGUCUUUACGUACGCGUUUUGAGGCGCCCCUGUUCGUUUACACAGAAGAAAAGGCGUAUCUAGCAAUGUCAGAAGCAGCCAAGGAGAUGGUGGGCGUGCGCUCGGUCAACAAGAGCAUCCCUGCUCACAACCGCUGCUUUGGCGCCUGGUGGAAGAGUGUGUUGGUGGAUCUAGUGGUGGGAUAUGACACUAUUCUAAUGAACUCCCUCAUUUCCUCGCGAGGCAAAGGUUUCCUGUACAACGCGCACACCAAGGAGCUAUACGAUCUCAACCUUGCAGCCACCAGAGGCAGAGCCGCUGCUACGUCCUUCGAAGACGUGAUCUCGUUCAAGAUCGGAGUGGUGUUCACAUCAGUGUUUAUAUUCUUCAUGACCCUCCUCGCUGUCUCCUUCACCCUCAGAGAAACGCAGAGCCGCAUGCUCAAGUUCACAAUCGCCCUGCACCACCACGCAAGGCACCGUCUCCCCACGUUCCGCCUCAUCGCCAUGCACAUCCUUGAGUCCCUCGUCUUCAUCCCGAUCAUGAUCGGCAUUCUCUUCGUCCUCUUUGAGUUCUACGACGACCAGCUCCUGGCCUUCAUGGUGCUCACGCUCGUGUGGCUCUGCGAGAUCUUCACGCUCAUCAGCUGUCGUUCCCCUCUGUCGCGGCGAUUCUUCCCCAAGUUCUUCUUCCUCUUCUUCCUCCUCUUCCACGUCUACUUCUUCACAUUCACCUACGGGUUCUCCUAUCUAGCCUUUGCCACAGCAGCGGCCUUCCUUAACCACAUUGCCAUCUUCCUCUGGAACCGAUGCGAGUCCAGCGCAAGGGGGUAUGGAGGGGUGUGGGAAGGUGGGGGCUUGUGGGACCACGAGGAGGAGGAGCAGUGGGGUUGUGCUGAUGUGGUGGGGAGGAGUGCGGAUGGGUGGAAUGGUGUGAGCAGCGAGGGAGGGGGUGUUGAUCGUGCAGGUGGGGGGUCUGGUUGGGGCCGUGAGCAGGGAGUUAGGGUUGAAAGCUGUGAUGGGUAUGAUAGUGAUGAGGAGGAAGAGGAGGAGGAGGGGGGGGAGGAGGAGGAGGAGGAGGAUGCAGGCAUGAGUGAUGGUGGUGAGGAUGAGGAGAUUAUUAGUGUUACUGCUGAUGUUGACAUGGGCUGUGAUGGUAGCAGCAUUGACGCCGUAACUGCACCUGCUGCUGCUGCUGCUGCUGCUGCGGCUGUUGCUGCCUCUGCAGAUGCAACUGGCGCUGAUGAUAGCGAUGAUGUUACGGAAAAGCAUGCAUUGAGUGAAAGGCCACUACAGGCCGGGGCCUCGGACUAG